CAAUCUAUACCUCGCUCGCUCCUCGCUAGUCCACCACCGCACCUAACAGCCGCCAACCUCUCCCUCGACUCGUCGUCGUCGGCUUCGAUUCGAUCGAUCGAGGCGAGGAGGAGGAGGAGCUAGGGUUUCGGAUGGGAGGAGGAGGAGGGUUGUAGAAGCGCGGGGGCAGGCUGCGGUGGAUCGUCGAUGGGGGAGCAGCCGGCGCGGGGGGCGGCGUCGUCGGCGUCGGAGUCGUCGCCGCUGAUCCCACCGCCGUCGGAGAUCGACAUCGAGGCCGGGGCCGGGGACCAGUUCCAGUGCCGGAUCUGCCUCGAGACCGACGGGAGGGAUUUCAUCGCGCCGUGCAAGUGCAAGGGGACGUCCAAGUACGUCCACCGCGACUGCCUCGACCACUGGAGAGCCGUGAAGGAAGGAUUUGCCUUUUCGCAUUGCACCACUUGUAAAGCUCCUUACUAUUUGAGGGUUCAUGUUCACACUGAUAGGAAAUGGCGAACAUUGAAAUUUCGUUUCUUCGUUACUAGAGAUAUAUUAUUCAUCUUUGCUCUAGUGCAGUUUGUCAUAUCUGCAUUAGCGUAUUUGGUGCAUUUUAUUGAUGGAUUACAGAAUUACUGGUUGAGGACAGCCUGGGCAUUUGACAAUGAAGUUAGUUUUUAUUACAUAUGUGGGGCAUUGCUAUUUUUUGCUUUGCUUGGGUUAUCAGGAUGCUUCAUAACUUGUUAUGACCGAAGAGUACGGAAUGACCUGGCACAGCCUUGUCGAGAGUUAUGUCUUUGUUGCUGCCAACCAGGGAUGUGUGCAGAUUGCCAUCUACCUGGUACGCUUUGCAUGUGGACAGAUUGCACUACAUGCUUUGAGGGCUGUGCAACGACAGCUGGAGAGUGUGGUGGUUGCUUGGGUGGUGCUGGAGAAGCAGGGUUACCAUUGCUCUUUAUCAUGGGAGUAAUCGUGCUUGGACUAUUCACAGUUAUCGGCAUUUUCUACAGCGUCUUGGUAGCAACCAUGGUGGGUCAGCGGAUCUGGCAGAGACACUACCAUAUUCUUGCAAAACGAAUGUUAACUAAGGAAUAUGUUGUGGAAGAUGUCGAUGGCGAGCGCGCGGAUUGGUGUCCGCCCCCUCUCCCUUCGGAGCAUGUCCAACAGCUGAAGUCUCUGGGGCUUCUAUAAUCUGUAGCCCAUGAUUAUACCAAUGAUGACCUUAAUUUAGGACUUGCGGCACUAUCCAGCUGUACAGGAGAUGAUACAAAUUAAGCGGUGAAGCAGGCGUUUCGGUUUUUAAGCAGCCAAAUGCACAACAAUAUCGUUUGUCUUUUUUUGUACAUUGUAACAAGGGAAUACCUAUCUGAAAAAUGACAACAGCAUUUGAUUUUUAUACGAUGAAUGGUUUCACAGUUUUAUUUCGAUGAGCUCA
Messenger RNA from Oryza sativa Japonica Group (Japanese rice), 1408 nucleotides. RefSeq lists its product as uncharacterized. Gene Ontology annotation, molecular function: zinc ion binding. The record is from RefSeq and is a predicted model, not a curated record. Lineage: Eukaryota; Viridiplantae; Streptophyta; Magnoliopsida; Poales; Poaceae.